AAACAGAACAAAAGUAAAUAAAACCGAAUUGAUUUGUUUUGUAUUUGUCACCAAUUAAACUGGAUCAGGUGACGGGAAAGAAAACCAGUUUGAAGGUGAUAAAUACAAUGACGCCGGAUCCGAAGGAAAAGAAUCCGAAGUUAAACCCUCCGCCAGAGGAAAUGUCUGCUGGAAGCAGUCAGGACGAGCAGACAUCCGGUGAGGAAAACGAGGAUGAGGACAUCGAGGUUUCGCUGGAUGAGUUUGAUUCGGUCAACAAUUAUUUGGACUCGCUCAACUCGGCAUUGGACAUGAUCGAGCAACGAAAUGACGAUUUAAAGGCACAGCUGCUGAACCUGCUUCAGUCCAAUCGGGAAAUUCGGCAAUCAAUGCAGGAAGAGUACGCCAAAGGCAAUGAUGGUUCGGAAACGAACGGAAAAACUGAGGAUGCUAUGGAACAUUAGGGGAAAAUGUGGGUAUUUUAGUGUUGUGUUUAAGAGGGUAAUGUUUCAUUCCGUUACAUUUGAAGUAUUGGUCAUAGACUUCCCAAAAAACGGGAUAAUUUGUAAAAAAAAGGUAGUGUAGGUGUUUUAAAUAAAAUAUUCAUGUUACACUAUAA
This is a messenger RNA of Wyeomyia smithii (pitcher-plant mosquito), 598 nucleotides long. Its product is annotated as UPF0184 protein AAEL002161. The record is from RefSeq and is a predicted model, not a curated record. The transcript is spliced from 2 exons. The coding region runs from base 108 to 443 and encodes 111 amino acids. Lineage: Eukaryota; Metazoa; Arthropoda; Insecta; Diptera; Culicidae.